GGCUUUCUAGCAAAGCACAUGGAGCAGCUUUGGGGUACAUUUGGAAAAGACAACAGUUGGGCAUGCCAAGCAUUGGCACUGGUUCUGGCAGUUGGGACAACUCCUACCACACCAACGGGAAAUGGCUCUGAUGAACCAGCAAGAAGUUUACAUGAAGUGUCAUCAUUACUAGGAUCCAUGCAUCUCAUGACUCCUUUGGCAGCAGCAGCAGUGAUGCAGUCGCUACUGGCAAACUUUGGGGGUUUUCUGCCACCAGCAUUGCUGAAACUGUGCUGCACUCAGUUUUCCUUGUGCUAUGAACUGCCCUUGGUGCAGUUGAUGCUAACUAUGCAGGGCGAGUUCUGUAAGGAGGACUGGUGGCAAGCGCUACGAUUGGAAGUCAUUCAGCGGCUUGCAGAUGGUUUGCACUACCCUGAGAGCCAGCAAGCCUUGAAAAUUUCGUGGCUGGGAUCGGCGUUGUCACAAGUGGCUGGCCACCAGCCCAAUGCUUCUCGGCGCCUGCUGCCCGUACCACGAGAUAAUGUUACGCAACAGGGCCUGCGGCUCCAAGCUACAUUAACAGCUGGCUUUGAUAUCUGGGGAGGACCUGAAAAAAUGCUAGAUGCUGUGAUACCUUAUCUGCGCGUUCUCAAGAGGCAUGUUUGUUUAGCACCUGGACCUUUUGGCGUCCACUUACUAUUUUAUCUGCUGUAUCGGCUGUAUGCUGACUUGAGAAGUACUACCGUUGGGGCGUUGUUGACUGAAGAAAUUACACGUCUAGUCAUCAACAUCGCUAUGCUGGGACCAUUGUAUUGCCGCAACCUACUGAAUUUUCUCAAGUGCAUCGAGACUCGCUUUCCUGAAAGUUCCCUGAGCCAAGUAGUACUAAUGGAAGCUGUGGAUAUGGUUACUGAACGAAACUGGGAGGGCUGUGUCCAGGACAGCGCUGUGGAAAGCUGCCUGCUUGUAUUUACAGCAGCUGUGCAGAAACCAGGCAAUUUGUGCCAGCCAAAG
Molecule: messenger RNA, 993 nt
Organism: Rhipicephalus microplus (southern cattle tick)
Lineage: Eukaryota; Metazoa; Arthropoda; Arachnida; Ixodida; Ixodidae
Product: AP-5 complex subunit beta-1
Biological process (GO): endosomal transport
Cellular component (GO): lysosomal membrane; AP-type membrane coat adaptor complex
Source: RefSeq, a predicted model, not a curated record